AUGGCUGGACAACGGGCGCAGCGUGUCAAGGUCGACAAAACAAAGAAGCGCAAGAGAGACAGCAAUGAAAACGAAGUCAAAGCCAAAAGAGUUCGCCCUCAAGAUGCAGACGGAGAACUCGCCGAGCCGACCUCGACAAAGGAUCUAGCGCAAAGGCUUGAUCGCUCGGAUGCCGCCUGGAAGAUCUCCAAGCCUAUGGGAGGACGCAUGCUGGACAUUGACCCUAUUCUGACAGACGAUGGAGAAUACCUAAUCCUGACCUACAACACCUCGAUCCAAGUAUUUUCCGCCACCGACUCUCUGCUAGUGAGACGGAUACCCGUCAGCAGCAUUGAUGCCUCCGCCCCGCAAGGCUCGAAGCCAUCUCCAAUCGUUGCCACCCGCCUAUCGAAACAAGAUACCGACUUUGUCUGGGUUGCCUGCGCGGAUGGCCGAGUACACCGCAUCAACUGGACACAGGAGUCAAAGAAUGUCGAUAGCUUCCAAACCGCUUCCAAUACAGCCCGCGCCAUGUCCAUUGUACCUUUUUACGCCCAGAGUCGCUCCAAAGAGGUCGUCAUCGUGGCCGAAUCCGACAAGUCGACGCGCAUUGAAUUGGUUGCAUACGAAUGGGACCUGGUGUCGGCUCCCACGUCUCAGUCGCUAGUCUCUCUCAAACGUCAGGGUAACGGUAUUCAGCUUCUCGAAUCAACCAAAGACGGCCAGUUCUUGGUCGGCGCCAUCAACGACCGCCUAUUUCUCGGUGUCUCCAAGCAGCUUCCCGCCAAGUCGGAAAAGCUGCAGUAUGAAUUCUUCUCUUUCGACACGCCGGAUCUCAUUACAACUCUGGACCUGCGCGCAUAUAAGCGGUCUUCAAAGCACGCCCGCAGCGAAACUGAAAAGGUGGUCGAUGUUAUUGUUGGCGGUGCUCGCGGCGGUAUCUAUCUUUACCACGACGCUAUUGCCCGAUGCCAGGCAACCGAAUCCGGCAAGCAAACUGAUAACACAAUACACGCUCAGAAAUUCCACUGGCAUCGAAAAGCCGUUCACUCGGCCAAGUGGUCCAGGGACGGCAAUUACAUGAUCUCUGGUGGUUCCGAAAAUACGCUGGUGCUGUGGCAGAUGGAUACCUCCAAGAAAGACUUUCUCCCCCAUCUUUCGGGAAGUGUAGAGAAUAUCGUGGUAUCUGCCGACGGCGCCUCUUAUGUGGUGCAUCUCGACGACAACUCGACAAUGAUCAUUUCUACCUCUGAACUGAAGCCGUCAGCGUAUGUAUCUGGUAUCCAGUCUGCCGCCGCCAAUGUUCAAACCCCCAAAGACCAACUCGUCAAGCGUGUAUGGGAGGUCCAGGAACAAGUUCGCCAGCGCAUCCCUGCCGCAAUCCGCUCCAACGCCCCGUCUCGCCUGCAUGUCUGUGUUGGAAGUGGCAGACAAUCCACCAUGUCUGGCCGCUUUUCGGCGCCUUUUCUCCAGGCAUUUGAUCUCGAGACCUUUACCAGCAUCUCGAAGCAGGCUCUUGCAAGAACACAUCCCACUGACAUCAAUACGACGAACAAGGGACAGAUUAUCGAUGAGCCUCUGGUUACCCACGUGGAAUUUUCAGGCGAUGGCAAGUGGCUUGCCAGUGUAGAUGACUGGCAGCCUGCUGCUAGAGAUAUCGACAACGUUAGCCCCGAUCUGAGAGAACAAUUUAUUCGAGAGCGUCGCGAGGUUUAUCUAAAGUUCUGGGAAGUGCAAGAUGACGAUACUGUCGCCCUGGUCUCACGAGUCAAUGGACCACACGCAACUUCGUCCUCGGAGCCUGUGCUUGAUCUUGCCUCGGACCCUUCGUCGACAUGCUUUGCUACGAUUGGUGGCGACGGUCUUGUGCGUCUGUGGUGCCCAAGAACGAGGCACGCCAACGGUAUUGUUGCCAAAGGCGCCAGUGGCCAGAACACUGUUUCUUGGGGCUGCGCACAGGUUAUUCCGGUCGGUGAGGGCUACGGAGCCGGGGCUCUCACUGAUAUGGCUGAAUCGUCUACACCUCAGGGUAAAAUCACGUACUCUGAAGAUGGCUCUACAAUAUUCGCCGCCUUUGGUUUCUCCGAUCUUGGAUCAGUAUAUGUGAUUGACGCAGCCUCCGGAAAGAUUGUGCGCAUCCUCGAGGGACUUUGGGAGGGCAAAUUGCAUGCUAUCUGCACACUGUCACCUUUUGUCGUUGUGCUAUCAGAUAUACUCCACGUCUACGACAUUGUAAGCGACGAGCUGCGAUAUGGUAUCGUAGCACCUCAGAUUCCCGGCAUGGAAGACUUGCUGCAACUUGCCGUUGACCACACUUCGGGCCACUUUGCCGUUACACUGCCGAUUGAUAAAAUCUCCAGCAUUGGAAUCUUUAGCCCCGAGGAUCCCGAGCCCUUGAUGGUCCGCAGCACACCACACCGCAUCAUCAGUCUGACCUCAGCCCCCGGCACAAGUGGCUUUCUUGCCCUGGACGACGCCGCGCAAAUAUGGACUGUGACAGAAGGAUCCGAUCCGUCCUCGCUCAUCACUGCGCAGCCGCUCCAUGACAUUCAUCUGGACGGCCAUGUAGACGAGGGCGCUGCGAACGGAGAGGUUGCAGCUGCCGCUGAAGAUGACGUUUUGAUGGCUAGCGACGAUGAGGAAGCUGCUGAGGAGGAUGCCACAAAUGAAGCCAUGGAUGUGGACAUGGACGAUGUGCCCACGAGUGUCAUCUCACAACAAAGUCUAGCCGACAUAUUCAAUGCUGCGCCGGCUUUUGCUGGCCCCUCGGUGGAGGACAUGUUCUACAAGGUGACCGGGCUGCUGGAAACGAAGCCGCUUUCUUCUUAG
Molecule: messenger RNA, 2808 nt
Organism: Beauveria bassiana ARSEF 2860
Lineage: Eukaryota; Fungi; Ascomycota; Sordariomycetes; Hypocreales; Cordycipitaceae
Product: WD domain-containing protein
Exons: 2
Coding region: 1-2808 (935 amino acids)
Biological process (GO): positive regulation of transcription by RNA polymerase I; positive regulation of rRNA processing
Cellular component (GO): nucleolus
Molecular function (GO): RNA binding; protein binding
Source: RefSeq, a predicted model, not a curated record